CAACAACAGCAACAACAACAGCAACAACAUCAGCAACAGCAACAAAUCAUAUCGGCUGCCGAAGCUAAUCAACUGCAUUCGUCGAAUAAUAAUUAUCUGCAUAAUAGACAUUUGCAGCAUUUAAGCAGUUUGAGUCAUCAUUAUACGCACGCCUAUCACACCACUAAUCAGCAAUCAAUAUUAAUUAAUCAGCAACAAUUGUCACAUCAACAUCAACAGCAACAGCAAGAACAGCAUUAUCAACACCAGCAACAGCAUCAGCUCGAUCAGUUGUACGCCCACCAGCAAUUAGAAAAUCAACAGCAACAUCAGCAACAGCAACAACAACAACAACAGCAGCAGCAGCAGCAGCAGCAUUGGGAUUAUUAUGCCCGGCAACCGCUUUCUCAUAUACAGCAACAACAGCAGCAACAGCAACAACAACAGCAACCGCUGCAAUCAGCCACACCUACUAGCACUAGUACGACUAAUAAUAAUAAUGCCACCUCCCGUAAUGCCAACGGUGCCAGUUCCGCGAAUGAUACUCAGCAACAAAGUGGUAGCAAUACCACAAACAAUCCGGAAAAUGCUGCAACAAGCAACACAAGCGAUUCAGUAACUUGCCAAUCCAAUAGUUCCAAUAGCUACACACGUCCUUGGGAAAUGGAGUCUAAAGACAAUAGUAACUCCAACAAUUCCAAUUCUACGCCAAAGAGCGGUUUUGAGCCCUUCUCAAAAUUGCCUUCAUUUCAAAGUCAAUUUCAUGGCUACACCGAACAGUUGAUGGCGGACGGUACGCCUAUGCCGACGGGCUCGUCCAUCUCUUCGGCCACGGCCACAGCAGGGUUAACGUCAGCUAUGUCAUCACUGCAAACAGUGGCCAUGUCUCCGGCAAGUAUGUCAGUGAGUUCACCCGGUAUGGUCAGCAUGGGCUCACCACUUACACAAUUGACAGGCUUGCAAGCGAGUAUAACUCCGCCAUCAAGUGGUUUUGCCGCUUUGGGUGCACCAAUGCCUCACAAUGCUUUCCAUUCGCAUCCUUUGGGAGCAACAGCUGCACAUCAUAGAACACCGUACCCGUUAAUGCCAGCCGCCUUGCAGGCUCGCGACAUAGUCAGCACUACACUGCCUAAUAGCACUAUAACUACGACUGGAUAUGGUGAUCCGCUACUCUAUCAACCACUAACGCCGUCGUAUGCGUCUACAACGCCAGCUGCUUUGGCUGUACCCUCUGCAAUAACACCAACGGGCUCAGGUUCUUCGUCAAUCGGUAAAAAAGACGUCACGAUAUCAGCAUUUGAUCUCAAUACAAAUUCAAACGCUUCACAGCUGAGUGCCCCCACUUCAAAUACCCCAAAUACAGUAACCACACCGCUCGGUAUGCACACUCCUACUCCAUCUUAUGACGGAGCUAGCAGUUCGUCAUUAAUGGAUAUAUCAAAUGGAACUGGAACUGGUGCCGGUUAUCACACACCGCAUUCAACGCACACAAAUGCGAGCAGUACUGGAUCUCAUACUCCACAUACUACGCAACCGCAUACUCCUACGCCAUCCACAACAUCCAUUAAACCAGAAAAGGUCCUUAAUUCGCCGGUAGCCAGAGUAGACGCAAGAAAAAAGGAGCGACGGAAAAAUCGAGCUCAUUCACUCGAAUCGAAUGCUGAAUCUGAGUCCAGUGCCAUGGAUUUGGAUCCUAGUAAUCCGGGUCAGGUUGACGCUGUAUCUAGUACCGCUAACUUUAAGAGUCCCAUCGGCAGCAUGAACGUUGGCGAUGGAAAUGAAAGUGCAGGCGAAAAACAGACCUCUAUGAAUUCUACAUCUGUCCUAUUUCAGUCCAAAAAGAAACGUAAACGUUGUGGCGAAUGCAUCGGCUGUCAACGCAAAGACAAUUGUGGCGAAUGUGCUCCCUGUCGCAACGACAAAUCCCAUCAAAUCUGUAAACAGCGUCGCUGCGAAAAACUUACCGAAAAGAAGGAACCUAAGUCGAAACAAAUUGUCUACGGCCCGGACGGACAACCAGUACGCACCGAGUCACGUCGUGGCCGUGGCAAGGCACGAACAACAGCCGGAAGUGCAACACCAACUACAGGGACUCGUGGGCGGAAACCAUCUGCAAAGCUAAGUAAAAUAAAUGUUACCUCCAUUGUCCAUUCGCCACGUCAGGUUGCUAAUUCAGCUAUCAGUCCGGCUGCAGCAACGGCAUCUGGACCAGGAAUAGGAGCAUCUGCGACACAUGUGCCACAUCCUUCGCCAAAUACGACAAGCGCAACGGCCACUAAUCUUUUAGCAAAUAGUUCGGCACAACAGCAACAACAACAACAACAGCAACAGCAAAUAAAUUCAUUACAUCAACAACAGCAGACAACACAGCAACAGCACCAACAUUUGCAACAGCAGCAAUCAUCACAUCAAAUACCAAAUACACAACAACAACAAUUACAACAACAGCAAACUCAACUAACCCAACAUCAGCAUUUACCUUCAUUGCAUACUCAAACUCAAUCGCCACAACAACAACAACAACAGUUGCCCCAACAGCAACAGCAAACACAUCAGCAACAAUUACAUCACCUUGGACAACAACCUCAGCAGCAGACACAACAAACACACCAACAUCAUCAUCAACAACAACAACAACAACAGCAGCAGCAGCAGCAGCAACAAUUGCAACAUAGUCAUCAUCAAUUGCAACAGCAAGAUCAACAACAACAACAUCAACAUCAGAUUACUGCGCAAAUACAAACAAUGAAAGAUCAACCACAACAACCUAUGGCACCAAUGGCUUUCUAUCCUACAUGGCAAACAGAUCCUUCUCAAGGGUGGCAAAACCAGUUUAUUCAGCAAAUUCCUCAAAACACCCCAGCAAUCACGUCACUAAACUCACUCGACUUCCAGACACAAUCGUAUGGCUAUCCAUCCAAUGGAUAUGUUCAAACAGGCCUAGGGUUCGAUCCAAAUUAUGGUCGCUCGCCCUAUGGUGCACCAGUUCAACGAUAUGAUUUCCAAAGUCAACAAUUGCCAAGUGCUCCUAUAAAUCAAGUUGGCUUACAAGGUGUUGGUUUCGCGCCAGCUGCUGUCACCUAUGCUGGCCAAGUAUCUGCAACACCGACUGCGCCUAGUGUUGGCUUACAACAACAGCAACACAUUGGUAGUGUUCCCGAUCUUAACAAGACAAUGUCGGGAAACGACAUGCCUGGAUAUCCUCGAGUGAGCAGCGUGCCGCCGCGCUCACUCAACUGUAAUGGGUAUUCAGGCGAUUAUGGCGGCGCCCAACAACCUACAAAUCAUUCAUCAACAGCAACUUCACCAUCUGCAACUCCAAAUAACAACUCAUCCGGAAAUACUACAGUUGCUGCAGUUAAUGGUAGCCAACUUGGAACAGUUACACAAAAUGCUUCAGUCGCUCCCCCAGCCGCCUCACCCAUGCAAGCUCCAAACACUCAAACAGUAUCACAGUCACCUACACGUAACGUCAUGCAACAAUCGCAAACUUCUGUAACACACCAAGCGUCACGUCAUAUCCCCCAAUCACCAAACCAAAUUCCUCAAUCUCCGAACGGAAAUAUGACAGCGGCUUCUCAACAACAACAAUCAUAUGGUGGAACCACAAUUCCGGCAUCACCUCAUCAUAAUGUUACCAUGCAGCCUCCACAACAAUCACAAAAUCAUAUCUCGUCUCCACCGCAAGCGCAACAACAUCAACAACAACAAGACUGGAAUUGGGCCAAUCAAACGCAAACAUCGACAGAUCCUUAUCAACAAACAGGUCCCGGUGGUGAGCGUCUUAAUCUUAACACCCGUAUCAAAUCAAUGAUAUUACGUAAAAACGAUCCAAAGGAUUUAAUUUCGGGUACAAGUAAUUCCGAUAUUCACGGCAUGCCCGGCACUCUGCCACCGCCUCCUCCUGUUGGAGGAGGCAAUACUGCCAACACCGCUCAACAACAGCAAACCGGUCAUUUUUUAUCGUAUAGCCACCAUCUCCGAAGCGAAACGUUAUUGAACGCUAACGGUUCAAGCAGUGUACCUCCACAAUUAACAUCCCAGCAACCACAACAACACCAACAACAACCACCAGGAAUUCAAACACCUGCAAACGCUGGUUCUUUAACUGCUGGAGGUUCUUUGGCACCUGAACCAAUCGGAGGUGGUGGCGAUCACAUUUGGAAGCCACACCAUGCCAAUUCCUUUAAAAAACCCGUAGCAUCCGGCUUUCAAAGUACAGAACAUCAUCACCAUCACCAGCAACCGCAGCAUACAACCACAGCUCACACUGAACCAAAAAAAUCCAGUCGUAAAAGUAAAAGUAGUCGUUCCUCUAACUCUAAUUCGACCGAUAAUUCAGAUAUUGAUAAAAAUAGCCAUGAUCCAGGAGGAGGCCAUCACCUAUCCCAUUUAGCAAACAUGAAAAUGGAGAAAAAUCCAACUUAUCCACCGGCUCAUUACACACCACAACAUCCAGAUUAUCAUACGCCCUAUAUUAAAUCUGAGCCAGGUUUAUUGCCCGGACAACACAAUAAGAUGGAGGGAUACGAACGCAAUUAUCAAAACUUUGUUCAAUACGCCGACUAUUGUCAAAAUGAAGUUCAGACACAACCAGGACCGCAUAUACCCCAGCAACCUCAUCACCAAAGUCAACAAGAUUACCCCACUUACCAUCACAAUUCGGGUUACUACGGUUCGACCGGGUUUCAGCAGAAUUAUCAACAAAAUUUUAUGCCUGGGUACCAGCAUGCGACAGCAACGCCUGCAUUCAGCAACACGCACAGCCUCCAUUCUCAUCACACUAACGCUAUUGCUUCACAUGUCAAAACAAUGAAUGGUCCCAUACCAAAAGGUGCUAUACAUCAUCAUGGUAACCAUUUAAUGGAAGUAGAUAGAAAAUCGGAUACUAGCAGCAUUAUACCGCUGCCAACCAAUUAUGAGAAAGAUAUACCAGCCCACGCAUAUCCCAUACCACCCCAUCGGUAUCCGCUGGGCCCACCUCAUCUAGGACCCGGAAUGAUAGAACCCAAAAUUGAAGACAUGGGCACUGGGUACGCGCACUCACAUACAGCCCAUGGAAGCAUUGGUUAUCCUUUUCACGGCGAAGGUGGCCCGGCAGCCAUUAAAGGAAGUACUGGUUUUUCAUGUUGCCGCCAAGGUGGCACCAGGGCUCCAACAGCGGAACAUCUCAAAGAUGGCUCUUGCAUUGGAAUGCAAACAAAAGACGAAAUUCUGGUCGAAGAAGAAGAUCAGGAGAGCAAUAAUGGGACAAAACCUAAAAAAAAGAGCAGCAAACCAGAAGAAAACAAUGAAAUUGUCGUGAAACAUGAAAAAAUUAACCCAAUGUUUGAUACAUCCGAUAGAUUAGAAAAAGGCAAUAAAACUGAAGUUCCUGAAUGUGAUUGCUUUCAAUCAGAUAAAAGCCCACCUGAACCAGGAACAUAUUACACUCACUUAGGCACUGCAUCGAAUCUGACUGAUUUGCGUAAGGAAUUUGAAGAGCGUUGUCAAAUAUCUGGACGCCAACUUCGUAUCGAAAAAAUUAUAUAUACUGGAAAAGAAGGUAAAACGUCUACUGGCUGUCCCUUAGCUAAAUGGAUUAUACGACGAGCCGACCCUGAGGAAAAGAUUCUAGUCGUUGUAAAGAAGCGGCCAGGUCACAGAUGCACAGCUGCUUACAUAGUAGUAUGUAUGGUAGCCUGGGAAGGAAUGCCCCGCCUUGAAGCGGAUAAUGCCUAUAAAAAUCUUAUCCCUAAACUUAAUAAAUUUGGUCUACCCACAACACGUCGGUGUGCCACUAACGAAAAUCGAACUUGCGCUUGCCAAGGUCUCGACCCAGAAACGUCGGGAGCCUCUUACAGUUUUGGUUGUUCCUGGUCUAUGUACUAUAAUGGUUGUAAAUAUGCACGUUCAAAGACAGUACGUAAAUUUCGCUUAUCAGUCAAAAGCGAAGAGCCUGCUAUUGAAGAGCAUAUGAAUGUUCUGGCCACCGUAUUGGCACCACUCUUCAAACAAAUAUGUCCACGUUCCUAUGUCAAUCAAACGCGUUACGAAAAGGAAGCACAAGACUGUCGUUUAGGAUUGAAAGAUGGAAAGCCCUUUUCGGGCGUGACUGCCUGCCUAGAUUUCUGUGCACAUUCCCAUCGUGAUCUGCAUAAUAUGCAGGAUGGAUGUACGGUACAAGUCGCUCUCUUAAAAGCGACAAAUCGAGACAGCAAUAAACCAGACGAUGAACAGUUACAUGUAUUGCCCUUAUACACAAUGGACACAACGGACGAAUUCGAGAGUAUGGAAGGGCAAAGGGAAAAGCAUCGCCUUGGAGCUGUUCAAGUCCUGGACAAAUUUCCCUGCGAAGUACGAGUCCGUUCAACACCUCUAAUACCUUGCCGUCGGCAUGGGAAGAAACGCAAAGAGGAUGAAACGCCACCAGCAGGAGAUGGAGAUAAUAACGUAGUACCGGUAACACAAGCAACCAUUACUCCAACUCCGGCAAGUGCUGUAAACAACUCACAAGCUGCAAAUAAAAAAGAUCCCAAUACUAAUACCGCUGCCCCUACAAAUGGUAACGUUGUGGCCAAUAAAUCAAAGUCAAAAUCUAAAUCGAAUCAAUCAUCUACAACAACAAGUUCCUCGGCACCGCCUUCUACUCCAUCUCCGCGUUGCCAGACGCCUGUUACCAAUAAUCCAAGCCCAGCGGGAAGUGCAUUUACUACACCGCCGGUCAGUAACAAUAAUCUUUCGAACCAAUCUUCUAAUAAUAAUGCUUCUGGAGGUAACACCAAUCAACUCAUGACGUCCAAUACAAGUCUGAUGAAUAUGGCGACCAUGAUUGAUACCUUCACUGAUGCCCAACUACAAUCUAACCAGAUCUCAAGCACGGUGCUGGAUUCGCCCUACUCAUACGACUAUCAAACGGGUUCCUAUAUAGAUUCACGCAAUUAUUAUGGCAACUGGCCACCACCGCCCCACCCUCAUAACCCUCCACACGCAAGUGCUCAUAAUGUAGGCAACUUAACUGGUAAUGGUGGCAAUAAUAUUGGAACUCCGACAACUGCCAAUACCCCCAUGGCACCUCCAAUUCCGAACAAUCACAAUCCAACUCAUCACUCAACAGGUGCUCAACACGACCCUAACAAUUAUAACACAAAUGCCUACAAUAAUAUGCCGACUGCAGGCAGUCAGCAACUCACACAAGUUCACGACGUACGUGGUGAAGUGAAAAGUCGGGGCAGCGAGGAAAAUCCUGAUUCAACAACUCUGGGAAAUAACAAUUUGUCUGAAAGUAAGUUGACUACUCUUACUCCAAUGACACCUAUGACUAAUCUAACGACUCAACAACAUCAUCCCCCACAUUCCCAUACAAAUCCAAUUGAAGAAGGCUUUGUCAAGCCAAAACCGCCCACAGAUUAUCAAUACUCUCAGUAUCCGAAUAACUACCAAAUGUAUCCGCCGCCUCAUUCAGCGUAUUCGGCCUAUGAUGCGUAUCAAAAUAUGAAUUAUAAUUAUGGCUAUCAUCAGGCUUACUCACCGUACGGGAUGUAUCCACAGCAGACGCCACCACCUACACCGCCCCCGCCGUCACCAAAUUGGAAUAUGUACGGUCAUCAUCAAAGCGCCAAUGCUACAGCGCCGGCAACAUAUUCAGCUUCUACCCCCCUGCCUCCUGCAACGAAUGUAUCACACCAUCAACCCAUUACUCCUUUGAAUAAUACCAGCUCUCAUGUAGGUCAAACGGUAUUACCAAAUGGCGGUAAUAUGAAACCUGUAACAGGGCUGCAAUCUAUAAAAAACGCAAAUGCGACUAUGCCAGUUGCGACAGCAAUUUCGCAAACACCGCCCCAAACUACGCUUACAGACAUCAGCAAUCCGAACUCUGGCACAACAUGUAGCGAUACAAACAAUACUAUAGUAGCUGUGACAAUAGAAACUGAUAAAGUAAAUACUGGAAUCCCCGCUACAUGUACAACUUCCGCAACAACCAAUAAUCACAACGCAAAUUCUGCUACUACUUCAAGCGCUCCAAUUGAAACUUCUACUACAACAACAUCAUCUGCUAACUCAAAUAAAAUUGAACCGAUCGGCGAAGUAGCUGAAAUCAAUGACAAUUUGGAAGCUCUCCAGGAUCCCCAAAUGGGUGGCGUUGCAAUAGCACUUAAUCACGGCAGUGUACUUAUCGAAUGUGCAAAACAUGAGAUGCAUGCAACUACCGCUCUACGUCGUCCAAAUCGUCAUGAACCAACUCGAAUGACUUUAAUUUUCUAUCAGCAUCGCAAUCUGAAUCGUACGCAUCAUGGCAUUGACGAAUGGGAGGAGAAAAUGCGCGUCAAAAAGAUUAAUACAGACCUAGACAACAAGGCCAAAGAAGAAAAAGAAAAGCUUAAAAAAGAACAAAAUGGUGACGCCGAGGUUGAUGAUGACGACGAAGAAAUGACACAAGCAAACCCUGCAAAAGCCAAUACCCCGAAAAAAGAAGGUACCACUAACAGCAACAAUACAAGUAACAAUCAGAACAAAAAUAAUAGCAGCCAAGUAUCUGUUAGUAAAAAGAAAAAAGAGUCUACAAAAAAAAAUUCCAACCCACAAUCAGGCAAUGAGCCAAAAAACGAGAAAGUUGCCCUCCGCGCACCAACGCUAACAACAACUUCGUGGACAACCCUGUUUCCUAUGCACCCAUGUGUGGUUACGGGGCCAUACCAGGAGGGCAACAGUAGUCCAACGUCCACAACCGCUCAACAACAGCAAAUGCACGAACAACAUCAACAGCCAUCACAGCAAUUACCGCAACAGCAACAAAUGCCAUCAUAAGUACCAAUCAAACGAUAUGUUAAGAUGAACCCUAUUAUCCAAUCGAGUUUAAUUUUUCUUGGGUUUUCCUUCCCUGCACGCAUUUUUUGUCAUUUCAUUUUCUUUACAUAUGUAAACUCACUCGGAUAACUGUGAUUUUGGUUUAAAUCUCCAGUAUGUGCCAUAUUUAAUUAAAGCUUUUUUUUUUUAAAUGCCAUUUUGUUAUUAGAGAAUCAUAAGAGACGCCAUUUCAAAAUAUGUACCCACAGAUAUACUUAUGUGAAUUUAUGUAAAUACAACCAACAUAUUAAAUUCAGUAUAUAAAAAAAAAAAAAAAAAAAAAAAAAAAAAAAAU
This is a messenger RNA of Glossina fuscipes, 9100 nucleotides long. It is a transcript of the gene Tet, whose product is annotated as DNA N6-methyl adenine demethylase. Gene Ontology annotation, molecular function: zinc ion binding; DNA binding; DNA 5-methylcytosine dioxygenase activity. The coding region runs from base 643 to 8766 and encodes 2707 amino acids. NCBI's taxonomy places the organism in Eukaryota, Metazoa, Arthropoda, Insecta, Diptera, Glossinidae. Gene Ontology annotation, cellular component: nucleus. The record is from RefSeq and is a predicted model, not a curated record. The transcript has 10 exons. Gene Ontology annotation, biological process: positive regulation of transcription by RNA polymerase II; oxidative demethylation.